Aspergillus caelatus is the source of this 272-nucleotide messenger RNA. RefSeq lists its product as uncharacterized. The record is from RefSeq and is a predicted model, not a curated record. Lineage: Eukaryota; Fungi; Ascomycota; Eurotiomycetes; Eurotiales; Aspergillaceae. The coding region runs from base 22 to 180 and encodes 52 amino acids. The transcript has a single exon.
GGUACAUACCCUGGUCCAUGCAUGCCGGGAUUUCCCUGGCCUCAUGUGGUGCGCGCGAAUAAUGUCAGCACCAAUGUAUUCCCUACCUUGUUGCCUGCAGAUUAUCCAUGCAAAUGUUCCUUCAUUUCCGGUUUGAUCCUGUUCUUGAACAGCAAACUACCGAAACGGAAGAAGUCCUGACUCCGGAAGAAUACCCAAUUGUCCCGUGGAUUGAUGGGAACGCUGUGGUGGUAGAAAUUGUAUGAAACCGUAACACCGGUGCAGGUGUUCUG